AUGGCCGGCACCACCUCACCCAAUCCCGUGUUUUCCAGCCCAUGGGACUAUAACGAACAACCGCAGAACUACCUGCGCAUCCCGGGUCUUAUUUUUGACGCUGUUCCAGCACUGAUUCCGCGAGAGCACUCCGCGGCCCUCAGAUUCCUCCAGCCCUCCGACUUCGAACUCGACAUGUCGUUCGGCGAGUACUACACCCUCCUAGAGCCCCUCGACCGCGUAGCCAACAAGCUGGUCGACGUGUUCGACUACUGCAUCCAGGUCCUCAGACGCUCCACCGGGCCCGUUGCCCAGUGUGCUACCGGCUCAUCUACCGGGCAAUCAAUCUCGGCCCCCUCUGUGCUCUGGGACGGCUUCUUUGACCAAGUGCUCGACAUGCUGGGCCAUACGGCCGAGAAAGUCGGCAUGUGCUCGCUUGACGUGAUGUGGAUCGUGUACCUCUACACGCGCGCGUGGGAGAACACGAGCAAGUCGUACAUGGCCAGCGAGAGGGGGUACUGGCGCAGAGCGAAUAUCCACCACCUCCAUGACCUGCUCGGGGAGUGGUAUGUAAUGUUGAGACGCAAGGGGCUGGCGGGUAAUGUCAUUUUUGGUGAGCUGUUUGGGAUUGGACGGUAA
This is a messenger RNA of Colletotrichum graminicola M1.001, 618 nucleotides long. RefSeq lists its product as uncharacterized. The coding region runs from base 1 to 618 and encodes 205 amino acids. The transcript has a single exon. NCBI's taxonomy places the organism in Eukaryota, Fungi, Ascomycota, Sordariomycetes, Glomerellales, Glomerellaceae. The record is from RefSeq and is a predicted model, not a curated record.